AUGGUGGUUCCUGAUGUGAUUCCUGAACCAGGCAGUUCUCCCUCCUACUCCAACGUCAGAACGUCCCAGGACGCCGAUACCAAAUUUGUCAUCUCCCCGGCGAUCCACUUCGCAGUUAGAUCUUGGAGUGUCAACGUGAUUCCUGGCUUAGGCAUGUCACAACGCCCUUUCCUUCAAGGGAGACGAGGGGAUAGAGGACACACACGCGCCCCCAGUUACCUCCAAGUGAGACGAAGGGUUAGAGGACAGUCACGGGCCCCCAGUUACCUGCAAGUGAGACGAAGGGAUAGAGGACAGUCACGGGCCCCCAGUUACCUGCAAGUGAGACGAAGGGUUAGAGGACAGUCACGCGUCCCCAGUUACCUGCAAGUGAGACGAAGGGUUAGAGGACAGUCACAGGCCUCCAGUUACUUCCAAGUGAGACGAAGUGAUAGAGGACAGUCACGCGCCCCCAGUUACCUGCAAGUGAGGCGAAGGGUUAGAGGACAGUCACGGGCCCCCAGUUACCUCCAAGUGAGACGAAGGGAUAGAGGACAGUCACGGGCCCCCAGUUACCUGCAAGUGAGACGAAGGGUUAGAGGACAGUCACGCGCCCCCAGUUACCUCCAAGUGAGACGAAGGGAUAGAGGACAGUCACGCGCCCCCAGUUACCUGCAAGUGAGGCGAAGGGUUAGAGGACAGUCACAGGCCCCCAGUUACUUCCAAGUGAGACGAAGGGAUAGAGGACAGUCACGCGCCCCCAGUUACCUGCAAGUGAGACGAAGGGUUAGAGGACAGUCACGGGCCCCCAGUUACCUCCAAGUGAGACGAAGGGAUAGAGGACAGUCACGGGCCCCCAGUUACCUCCAAGUGAGACGAAGGGUUAGAGGACAGUCACGCGCCCCCAGUUACCUCUAA
Molecule: messenger RNA, 897 nt
Organism: Homalodisca vitripennis (glassy-winged sharpshooter)
Lineage: Eukaryota; Metazoa; Arthropoda; Insecta; Hemiptera; Cicadellidae
Product: serine/arginine repetitive matrix protein 2-like
Exons: 1
Coding region: 1-897 (298 amino acids)
Source: RefSeq, a predicted model, not a curated record